Messenger RNA from Salmo salar (Atlantic salmon), 4415 nucleotides. Its product is annotated as fascin-2. Gene Ontology annotation, cellular component: actin cytoskeleton; cytoplasm. Gene Ontology annotation, biological process: actin filament bundle assembly; establishment or maintenance of cell polarity; cell migration. Gene Ontology annotation, molecular function: actin filament binding; protein-macromolecule adaptor activity. Lineage: Eukaryota; Metazoa; Chordata; Actinopteri; Salmoniformes; Salmonidae. The record is from RefSeq and is a predicted model, not a curated record.
ACGUCAGCGCCUCGUUGGAUUGAGCUCCUGUGUCCUCCUGAUUUUAAUCCCGGCUGAUUAGGUAACAGAGAGCAAGCGCCUGUGCAACCCCUCUGGGGGAAGAGAGAGAGAGAGGGAAGUCAAGCAUUUAGACUGAGGGAGGUUGUUAAAGCAGGGAAAUUUUGCGCCUGGAGAGAAGAGAAAGGGGCACACUUCCCCCUCUACCCUCCCCCUCGUUCAUCCUUAAGCUUUCCACUCCAGACCUCUGCGUGUGUGUGUGUGUGUCUAUGGACAACGGAUCGACGAUGCCCACGAAUGGAAUUAACAAAGCCUUGAAGCUGCAGUUUGGUCUCAUCAACCACGAGAGCCGUUACCUAACGGCCGAGGCCUUCGGCUUCAAGGUGAACGCCUCGGCCUCCAGCAUGAAGAAGAAGCAGAUCUGGACUCUGGAGCAAGAGGACCAGGACACCCAGGUAGUGUUCCUUCGCAGCCACCUGGGCCGCUACCUGGCCUCCGACAAGGAUGGUAAGGUGAGCUGCGGGGCAGAGCAGCCUGACUCGCCUGGCUGCCGCUUCCUGAUCGUGGCCCAGUCGGACGGCCGCUGGGCGCUGCAGUCGGAGACAUACCUGCGCUUCUUCGGAGGCUCGGCUGACUACCUGUCCUGCUUCGCCCAGGCCAUCGGGGAGCCCGAGCUGUGGGCCGUCCACCUGGCCCUCCACCCGCAAGCUAGCCUGCUCAGCGUGGCGCGCAAACGCUACGCCCACCUGUUCGCCCGGGAAGGAGAGAUCUCGGUGGACAGCAACAUCCCCUGGGGCUCGGACUCCCUGGUCACCCUGGUCUACCUGGAAGGAAAGUACUUCCUGAAGACGUGCGACAGCCGCUUCCUCAGCAACGAUGGGAAGCUGGUCAAAGAGAACACCCCCACCACCAGCUUCACCCUGGAGCUCAAGUCGGGCAAGCUGGCCUUCAAGGACUGCGAUGGGAAGUACCUGACGCCCAUGGGCCCAACCGGCACGCUACGCUCAGGCAGGUGCUCCAAGCCUGGCAAGGAUGAGCUGUUUGAUCUAGAGGAGAGCCACCCACAAGUCAUUUUCCAGGCAGCCAACAAAAGAUUUGUCUCCGUCAAACAAGGUGUGAGCAUCUCAGCCAACCAGGAUGUGGAGACAGACAUGGAGACCUUCCAGAUGGAGAUUGAUAAGGAGAGCAAGAAGUGCAUGUUUAGGACCAACGGCGGUAACUACUGGACACUGGUCUCCCACGGAGGGAUCCAGUCCACAGCCACGGAGGUGGAGGCCAACACAAUGUUUGACAUUGAGUGGCUCGGCCGCAGUGUAGCACUGAAGGCAAGCAAUGGGAAGUACGUGUGCACCAAAAAGAAUGGGCAGCUUUCAGCCAUCAGCGAUUCCGUAGGUGAUGAUGAGCUCUUCCUGAUGAAGCUUAUUAAUCGGCCCAUGUUGAUCCUGCGAGGGGAGAAUGGUUUUGUGUGUCAUCACAAGAGCUCCAACACGCUGGAUGCCAACCGAUCCGUCUAUGACAUCUUCUCACUGCUCUUCAGCGAUGGCGCCUACCACAUAAAAAGCGUGGGUGGAAAGUUCUGGUAUGUCUCCUGCAGCGGCCUGGUGUGCUCAGACGGAGACAAGCCUGAGGACUUCUUCCUGGAGUUCCUGGAGCACGGGCGGGUGGGCAUCAAGGGCAAGAACGGCAAGUACCUGCGCGGGGACAGCGGCACGCUGAAAGGCGACGCUGCAACCGUGGACCCCUCCUGUCUCUGGGAGUACUAACCUGACGCGACCUCCGACGACCCCUGAAGCCCGUGGAGGGGUGGAGGGAGAAGGAGAGAGGGAGGACCUGGUUCCCACCUGGGUUCACAGCUUAACCAACAACGAUACAGUACACAGACUGACUCGGGAACAUUUUCACUACUCUCUUUUCUACUUUAGCUGCAAAGGAGAGGCCGCUCCCACUUCUUUGUUUUGGCAAAAAGUGAAAAUGUAUAGAAAGUUAUUUCUUUGUGUUUAUUUUAUUAUAUUUUAUUUGUUUUCCAAAAAAAGCAUUGGUUACCUAAAUGUAGUUUUUUUCCAAGUGACAUUGCCAACAUCAACAACAGCGAAUACUUAAUGAAAUCUAUUAAUUUUGGUCACUCACACAGCCUAUACAAAAAAACAUCUGAUAUUGUAUACCGGUACUUAAAUUAUUAUCUGGAUGCCUGAAUAAAGGCAGCUUUUCACGUCAAUAUGUCUUUGUUGUGAUGUUUACUGUUGUCUUUAACAACAGUGUAUCAGUACAAUGAUUGCCCAACACUGCUCCCAAACAUACUCACUGCUUCCAAAGAGGACAUGAAUCAGCUUCCAAAAUGCCCAAAUUAAUGGUGUAGAAUACCAGACCCAGAGUAGCCCAAAUGGCCCUGUUUGAGUAGCCCAAAUGGCCCUGUUUGAGUAGCCCAGAGUAGUCCAAAUGGCCCUGUUUGAGUAGCCCAGAGUAGUCCAAAUGGCCCUGUUCGAGUAGCCCAAAUGGCCCUGUUCGAGUAGCCCAGAGUAGCCCAAAUGGCCCUGUUGGAAUCAUCUUACAAUGCAAUACGAUCCUUCUUCCCUUCCUUGAAGUAAUCACUGAUUUGACAUGACUGAUGUAAGCAACCAUGCAUGUCAGAUCAGUGAUUACUUGGAGGAUGUAUUUAAAGAGUAGUCUAGCAGGGCCAAUGUCUGGUCCCGCUACAGAUUAUAUAGCUAAUUUGAAUUAAUUAUAACAAAGACAGGAAAACAUCAGUUGUCCACUAUGUGGGAGCAUUCAGUAGUAUCACAGUACUAGAAAGUUGUAAGAUAUCAACAUGAGGGAAAAGCAAGAGAUCAACAUUGUUUGCGAGGGGAGCGUACUAUAAGGGCCAUUUGAAAUGUUCUAAUCCCGUCAAAUUCAACUCUGGACCUCGAAGCCAGUUCCACUGCAUUUUUUUCAUUGUUCGCCUCUAAUCAGGGACUGAUUUAGACCUGGGACACCAGGUUUGUGCAAUGAAUUAUCAGGUAGAACAGAAAAGCAGCAGGCUCCGGACCUCGUAGGGUUAGAGUUGACUACACCUGUUCUAACCCUUUCUGACUCUAUGUGUGGGUAACUGUAUGGGCUGUACUCUAUCAUGUCAGUCUACAAGUCUGCAGUCACAAGACGAUAAAACUAGCGGGAAAAACUGUGUUUCAGGGAAUCCGUUUGACCAAGGCAAAGCACAAAAUCAUAAUUAUUUAGGAUGCUAUUUAGAUCAGUGAUUCUGGCAGACUGACUGCAAUGUUGUUAAACUCAAACACGCACGACAUUAUCAAGUGCUGCUCUGAUUUCCUGCCUUGGGACUUUAAAAAAAUAUUUCAUGGUGCACCCAUUGAGUUGCAAAGAGGGCCCACCCCCAUUUGCCGUUUUACCAUCUGUGACAGCAUGGAUAGCGCCACUGAGGGCUAUCUCCAUUUUAAAGUGGUCAAUUUCUUCUUCUACAAGUGUAUCGGUGGUGCGUAGACAAACUGAAAAGGUGCAUACCACCUACUAAAGUGCAGUGUGUGUCACGCCCUGACCAUAGAGAGCCCUUGGUUCUCUAUGGUGUAAUAUGCCAGGGUGUGACUAGGGGGUGAUCUAGUAUGUCUAUUUCUAUGUUGGUGCUAAUAUGGUUCCCAAUUAGAGGCAGCUGUUUAUCAUUGCCUCUGAGUGGGGAACAUAUUUAUGUACCUGUGUUUUGUGGGAUAUUGAUUGAUUGUUUUGUGUUUGUGCAUGUGCACCACGUAGUCAUGUUUCGGUGUUCGUUUAUUGAUUUAUUUGCUUUUGCUUAAAGUUUCACUUUGUAAUAAAUAUGUGGAACUCAACAUCCGCUGCGCCUUGGUCCGCUCAUUUCCAAGACCGUGACCGAAUAUCCCACCAAACCAGGACCAAGCAGCGUGUUCACCAGGUAAAGGAGUUUUGGACAUGGGAAGAAGUGAUGGGUGGAUGCGAAACCCUUCCUUGGCGGCAGAUGGAAGGUAAUAAUGGAGGACAGCGACGACGCCAGGGUUCACGGCCACAGAAAGUCCAAGGACAACCCCAAGAUUUUUUUCGGGGGGGGCACAAGGGGUGGCUGGUCGAGCCGAGGAGAGUGCCAGAGCCCGAAUGGCAAACUCUGGAGGAGCGUGUUGUCAGACCACGGCCACAGAAACCACAAGAUUUUUUGGGGGGGGGCACAUGGAGCUGAGCCGCGGGAAGAGCUAGAGACUGUCAGGGAGGCAAUGAAGAAGUUGGAAGAGAGAAAGAGAUGAGAGAGAUGUUGUGCAAGUGUGUUCUGCUCAACAUUCGACCAGAAGAUCCGGUUAGCAGUCUGGUGAAACCUGUGUCGGCUCCACGCAUCUGGCCUCCAGGGCGCCUCCCCAGUCCGGUACGUCCUGUGCCUGCUCCUCACACUCGCCCUGAAGUGCGUGUCCCCAGUCCGGUACGUC